This is a messenger RNA of Lutra lutra (Eurasian river otter), 6383 nucleotides long. It is a transcript of the gene UNC5C, whose product is annotated as unc-5 netrin receptor C. Gene Ontology annotation, biological process: netrin-activated signaling pathway. Gene Ontology annotation, cellular component: membrane. The record is from RefSeq and is a predicted model, not a curated record. Lineage: Eukaryota; Metazoa; Chordata; Mammalia; Carnivora; Mustelidae. Gene Ontology annotation, molecular function: protein binding; netrin receptor activity. The coding region runs from base 364 to 3216 and encodes 950 amino acids. The transcript has 17 exons.
AGAGGGGACCCGGAGAGCAGUCCAGGCUCGGCGCGCGGCGGAGCUGCGGCUCUUCCUGUGGCUGGGGGGAGCGGCGAGGUGGACGCCUUGCGCCUCCUCGGACUUCCCAAGUGGGGGCAGAGCAACCGCUCACCGAGCCGCCAGUUAGAAGGCACAGGGAAAGAGGGACGGCCAAACUCCUCCUCAGCAUCUCCUCUCCACCCCCUUUUGGCUCCUGCCCUUCGAGAAAGUGGAGUGUGGCUAUUGGUUAUCAUUAUUUCUUCGGACUGCUUCGUGGUGCACGGAUUCAGCGGCUUCCCAGUGGGGUUUUCCGCUGUUGGCGCGUCUCUCUGUGUGGUUCCGCCCGGCACACCUCUGUCGACGAUGAGGAAAGGUCUACUGGCGACAGCGGCCCGCUGCGGACUGGGACUGGGAUACGUGUUGCAAAUGCUUGUGCUACCUGCCCUGGCCCUCCUCAGUGCCAGCGGUACCGGCUCGGCCGCUCAAGACGACGACUUUUUUCAUGAACUCCCAGAAACCUUUCCAUCCGAUCCACCUGAACCUCUACCACAUUUUCUUAUUGAGCCUGAAGAAGCUUAUAUUGUGAAGAAUAAGCCCGUGAACCUGUAUUGUAAAGCCAGUCCCGCCACCCAGAUCUACUUCAAGUGCAAUAGUGAAUGGGUUCAUCAGAAGGACCACAUAGUAGAUGAGAGAGUAGACGAAACCUCUGGUCUCAUUGUCCGGGAAGUGAGCAUUGAGAUUUCGCGCCAGCAAGUCGAAGAACUCUUUGGGCCUGAAGAUUACUGGUGCCAGUGUGUGGCCUGGAGUUCAGCGGGCACCACAAAGAGCAGGAAGGCCUACGUGCGCAUCGCAUAUCUACGGAAGACAUUUGAGCAGGAACCCCUGGGAAAGGAAGUAUCCUUGGAACAGGAAGUGUUGCUCCAGUGUCGACCACCUGAAGGGAUCCCAGUGGCUGAGGUGGAAUGGUUGAAAAAUGAAGACAUCAUUGAUCCCGUUGAAGAUCGGAAUUUUUAUAUUACUAUUGAUCACAACCUCAUCAUAAAGCAGGCCCGCCUCUCAGAUACUGCAAACUAUACUUGUGUGGCCAAAAACAUCGUUGCCAAGAGGAAAAGCACGACAGCAACUGUCAUAGUCUAUGUCAAUGGUGGCUGGUCCACCUGGACAGAGUGGUCUGUGUGUAAUAGCCGCUGUGGACGAGGAUAUCAGAAGCGCACAAGGACCUGCACCAACCCAGCACCACUCAAUGGUGGUGCCUUCUGUGAGGGGCAGAGUGUGCAGAAAAUAGCCUGUACCACCUUAUGCCCAGUGGAUGGCAGGUGGACUUCAUGGAGCAAGUGGUCUACUUGUGGGACCGAGUGCACGCACUGGCGCAGGAGGGAGUGCACGGCGCCCGCCCCCAAGAACGGAGGCAAGGACUGUGAUGGCCUCGUCUUGCAAUCCAAGAACUGCACUGAUGGGCUUUGCAUGCAGAGUUUCCUUUAUCCUAUUUCAACUGAACAGAGAACCCAGAAUGAAUAUGGAUUUUCUUCUGCUCCUGACUCAGAUGAUGUUGCUCUGUAUGUUGGCAUUGUGAUAGCUGUGAUAGUUUGCCUGGCCAUUUCUGUAGUGGUGGCCCUAUUUGUGUAUCGCAAGAACCAUCGCGAUUUUGAGUCUGAUAUUAUUGACUCCUCGGCACUCAAUGGAGGCUUUCAGCCCGUGAACAUCAAGGCAGCGAGACAAGAUCUCCUGGUGGUACCCCCAGACCUCACAUCGGCCGCAGCCAUGUACAGAGGACCUGUCUAUGCUUUGCAUGAUGUCUCAGACAAAAUCCCAAUGACUAACUCUCCAAUUCUGGAUCCACUGCCCAACCUGAAAAUCAAAGUCUACAACACCUCAGGUGCAGUCACCCCCCAAGAUGACCUCUCUGAGUUCGCAUCAAAGCUGUCUCCUCAGAUGACCCAGUCCUUGUUGGAGAAUGAGGCCCUCAAUGUGAAGAAUCAGAGUCUAGCGAGGCAGACUGACCCAUCCUGUACUGCGUUUGGCACCUUCAACUCUCUGGGGGGUCACCUCAUUGUUCCUAAUUCAGGAGUAAGCUUGCUGAUUCCCGCUGGGGCCAUUCCCCAAGGGAGAGUCUACGAAAUGUAUGUGACUGUACACAGGAAAGAAAAUAUGAGGCCACCCAUGGAAGACACCCAGACACUCUUGACCCCUGUGGUGAGCUGUGGGCCUCCUGGAGCUCUGCUGACCCGCCCUGUUAUUCUCACUAUGCAUCACUGCGCAGAUCCCAAUACCGAAGACUGGAAGAUACAGCUCAAGAACCAGGCAGCACAGGGACAGUGGGAGGAUGUGGUGGUGGUUGGGGAGGAGAACUUCACCACCCCCUGCUACAUUCAGCUGGAUGCAGAGGCUUGCCACCUCCUCACAGAGAACCUUAGCACCUAUGCCCUGGUCGGGCAGUCCACCACCAAAGCUGCUGCAAAGCGCCUGAAGCUGGCCAUCUUCGGGCCACUUUGCUGCUCCUCUCUGGAGUACAGUGUUCGAGUCUACUGUCUGGACGAUACGCAGGAUGCCCUGAAGGAAGUACUGCAGCUUGAGAGACAGAUGGGAGGACAGCUCUUAGAAGAACCUAAGGCUCUUCAUUUUAAAGGCAGCACCCACAACCUGCGCCUGUCGAUUCACGAUAUCGCCCAUUCGCUCUGGAAAAGUAAAUUGCUGGCCAAAUACCAGGAAAUUCCUUUUUAUCAUAUCUGGAGUGGGUCUCAAAGAAACCUCCACUGCACAUUCACCCUGGAAAGAUUUAGCCUGAACACAGUAGAGCUGGUCUGCAAACUCUGCGUGCGGCAGGUGGAAGGAGAAGGGCAGAUCUUCCAGCUCAACUGCACCGUGUCAGAGGAACCCACUGGCAUUGAUCUGCCUCUGCUGGACCCAGCGAGCACCAUCACCACCAUGACUGGCCCCGGCGCUUUCAGCAUUCCUCCCCCCAUCCGGCAGAAGCUCUGUAGCAGCCUGGACGCCCCACAGACCAGAGGGCAUGACUGGAGGAUGCUGGCCCAUAAGCUGAACCUGGACAGGUACUUGAAUUACUUUGCCACCAAAUCCAGCCCAACUGGCGUAAUCCUGGAUCUCUGGGAAGCACAGAACUUCCCAGAUGGAAACUUGAGCAUGCUGGCGGCCGUCCUGGAAGAAAUGGGAAGGCAUGAAACAGUAGUAUCGUUAGCAGCAGAAGGACAGUACUGACCCACGCCAGAACUGGAAAUGAAGGGCGGGAAUGCACCGGGGGUCUGUGGCCAUCCAGGGCUUGGCCUUUGAGAAGGAAAUCCAGAAUGGACCACGACCGAUGAGUUUCACAGGCAAGACUGCAAGCGGGAGAGAGAAGGAAAGCAGACACCACUGCGGGACAGACACGCCCACUUCACCAGGACAUCCUCACAGGAGUUAAGAACAAUUGUGUAAAUUUGUACUUUGACUUUAGAAAUCGACCUAAUUUUCCUCUUAGUUGGGCUGUAUGCUGUGUGGUACAGGAUCUUACAGUUUCCUAGGAAACGCUUUUUAUUGCUAUCCAGGUAUAUGGAUAAACUUUCUUAACAAACCCAAUUUCUACAAACGUUGUUUACAUCAAAUUGGACAGGGAGGCAGACGCUGUCCAUGGCUCGUUCUAUUUUUGUUUAAAUCAUUUGAAGUUGAAGCUGUGGACGGUUUGUUGUGUCUAUUCAGAUGAGUAAUUCACAGAGAAAUCACAGACUUUUGCUACAAACUGUGUACAACAAGUGUCUCAGAUAACCCUCCCAUCGGUGUUCUGUUUCUAGAACUUGUAGAACCAGUGUUACUGUUUGUAUCAGGGAAGUGGAGAAUCUAAGUAUAAAGGAGAAAUAACUAAUAUUCCUUAUUCCUCGAGGGUACCUGUCUGGUCACCCUCUGGGAACAAAGCUGUAGCAUUGCAGGGAAGACAGUGAUUCAUGUUUAACCACACGAACAAGCAUUUCUUCACCACAUAUGUAUUUGUAAGAUGCAAUUUGAAGUGGUUUUUUUUUUUAUAAAGAAAGGUAUCAUUAUUAUUAUCACUAUUAUUAUUAUUGAUGAGUAUUUACAAGUAUCUAAGUAAAAGGAUUUUCUUUUAAUUUGUUUUUGUUAGCAGUACCGUUAGUAUUUAGAUAUUGACUAGACCUGCCUCACCUUCUGAUGGAAUAAGGUGGUCAUGGUCACGAGUUUAUAACAGGCUUUGCCUCCUUAAGCUCUUAUCUUUCUUGCCUCCUUCUGCCCCAGAAACAUAGUCAAUGCUCACUGCCUUUGUCAGUCUCUUCCCUCAGCUGGCUCAGGAAAGGUCUUCCUCCUCCAAGUCUUGUUGUGAGAAGCAUUCCCUACCGAAGUUCACUGAACAUUGUGGUUCUGUGACCUCCCGGGUACUCUGUCCACUUGAGAGGCUGUGCGCGUGGAGGACAGCCAGCCUCUGAGCUGGCAACUGGAAAACCGGUUCUCGUUCCGGGUGUGUAACUAAAUAGCUGUGUUCCCCUGGGAAAGUUAUUUAACCUCACUGGACCUCAGUUCCCUCACAUGUCUAAUGAAGGGGUGGCAGUAGUAGGUCUUCUCAAGGUUCUAAAAUGCUGAUCUCCUACAGUGAUGUCUCUAGUCUCCUUCAUCAGUCCGAGGACCACCAUGGACUCUGACCUCGAUCACUGAAGGAGUCAGCUAGUCUCUUGCCCAGGCUAUAGUCUACCUUCCAAACAGUUCCAGCUUGGAAGAGGAGGAUUCUAACCUGUAACCUAUUUCUCACACUUUCAAGCCUUGUCUUUGAUAGCUUGCCAAGAGAUAGCAUCCCUUUAUUAUCAUUUUCUUUCCUUUCUUGGGACCACUUGUCCUCCUGACUGAUUGCAAAUUAUGUUCUAUUAUUGUCUUAAUCAGACUUUUUUAAAUUAAAAAAAUUAACUGAGAAGUAAGUAGUCGAAAGACUACUGUGUAUAAACUAUGGUAUUUCCUUAGAACUGUCACGGGCUCUUUGUUUUAACCCAGGGACUCAAUUCAUUCAGCAAGUGGGAAAUAAAGGGUCUGCAGCCCAGUAGCCAAAACACGAUUGACUACAAGCACGGAUAUGGGUGAAUCAGAACCUUUGGAACAUGGCUGUGGUCGACUUUUGGGCUGGAGGUAUACACGUUGCUGACUGGAGUUGAAUUAGAAAUCAUUCUGUAUGUUUUCCUCCUUCUUUACACGUGUAUGUCCUCUUCUAUUUUGCUGACUUCUUGAUAUUCCCAAGACUCCUCCAUCCCCCUCAUUGAGGAACUACUGAUAAUCUGGUAUGGAGCCUCUGUUCUCACCCUUUCUGUUUUCUUAUCUUCUGUCUCUCUCAGGCCACCCUCUGCAUCACACAUCCAUAUAUGCUAUGUUAAUGUGAAAGGAAGAGUUUGCAGUAGUAAGUUCAGUGGAUAAUGUUUGCACCAACGUGUAUUUGACCAAAAUUUAUGUAUUCUACAUAAAAAGAUUUUUAAAUACAUAUUUUUUUAAAAGGAGGGGGAGGAGGAAAGAGAGCUAUUGCCCAUUACUUCAAUUUGAAAUAACUUCUCAAGAUUUGCUCAUCGCUCCUGGCUUGGGAUCUGUCAUCUACAGAAAUCAAGAAUUAGAAAUCUGAAGAAUGCUCAGAAGAGCUUCCAUGCCUUGUGAAAAGGGAAGAGUGUUGAUUCCUUCUACGUGAGGUACUCAUCUGUCAUAGAACCUGUUAUGUUCCCCGUCGAGUGAAUGGCAACUCCCUUACAUCCAACACACCAUUUAUGUCCAAUAAUUUUCACUACGAAUUCUGAUUUCCCUCUCCGUUGGAGUAAAAUAAUAGCUGUUAGAUUGCUCUCAAACUUAGAAGGUCCGGAUUCAACAGUUCAUUUCAUAGAGAGCCGCUUCAUCAUUCUAUGUGACAUGUCCCGCCUUUGAUUCCUAGGGCUUCCAUAUGGCUUAUGGGGAAAGACCAGCUUACUUCCUUUGGACUGGAAAAAGCCCCACCUAUCACUUGUGCAUGGUGCCAUCUAGUGGUGCACAAUGCAAUCUACCCUGAAUUUAACAAAAAUUCACUAAAAGUUAACAAAGGGAAUUAAUAGCUGAAGAGUCAACAGGAACUUUAUGGCAGAUAGCUGUGGGUAAAUUUUCACUUCAAAUAUAUAGUUUUCUUAUUGUUACACUCAUUCCAAAAUUACAUCGAGGCUAGUAUGUCAUCAACUCCUUCACACAACCACAGGUCUGGAGUUGGUUUUGGUAAUAGAAAUGACAGAACUACAUAAAUAUCUGUAUAAAACAGUUUCUGAAGAGUUGUCAUUUUGAACAUUUACAUUUUUUUCUAAAGAUUUUAUUUAUUUAUUUGAAAGACAGAGAUCACAAGUAGGCAGAGAGGCAGGCUGUGGGGGUGGGGGGAGCAGGCUCCCUGCUGA